UCUAUUCUAUCUAGAUCUCACUCUUUAUUUCAAACCUUUAAGCCAUAAAUAGUGAAAAACAUCUAUACGCAGAUUCUCCUGGAGAUGAGCUUAUUCACUCAUUCGGACCAAGACGACGAACUUCGAAUUUCCUCAAUUUUCACGCGAGCACCUGUUUGUAUCGCCGGCGGAUCGGAUAUAUUUUCUCGGUUCCUGCUACUCCUUUCUUUCUCGCCUGCAUCCAUGGUCUCGCUGCUCCCUCGCGCUCCCUCACUCGCCUUCCUCGCUAAGUCCGCCUCUUCGCAGCGGCCGCCUGCGCCAUCCAUGUCGUCGCCCUUCUCCGCCGCUUCCGUGGCCGCGGGGUCAGAGGCGGCAGCCGGCACGAGGAAGCUGCCUGUGCUGCUGUUCGACGUCAUGGACACCCUCGUCCGGGACCCGUUCUACCACCACAUCCCCGGCUUCUUUCAAAUGUCCAUGAAGGAACUACUAGAAGCCAAGCAUCCAACGGCUUGGUCAGAAUUUGAGAAAGGACUGAUUGAUGAGAAUGAGCUGGCCAAAAAGUUCUUCAAGGAUGGCAGAUCGUUUGAUUUGCAAGGUCUAAAAGAGUGCAUGGUGAGAGCAUAUGAAUACAUUGAUGGCGUCGAAGAUAUUCUUUGCUGUUUGAAGAAAAAUAAUUAUGAAAUGCAUGCUUUUACAAAUUAUCCAGUAUGGUACCAAUUAAUUGAGGAUAAGCUAAAGCUCUCAAAGUAUUUAUCUUGGACAUUUUGUUCUUGUAGAACUGGAAAGCGCAAACCUUCGCCCGAGUUUUAUCUUCAAGCUGCAGAUCAACUCAACGUUGAUCCAGCAAGCUGCGUUUUUAUUGAUGAUAGGAUGAUAAACAUUGAAGCAGCUCUUAGUGUAGGAAUGGUUGGGUUGCAGUUUAAAAGUGCUGAGGCACUACAGAAGGACUUGUGUGCUCUGGGAGUUGAAUUAUCUCCUCUUGUUUGUGAAGGUGAAGCACAAGUACAAUAAGGUCGUGUGUGCCCUAUCUUAUCUUAUGCUCAACCAAACUACAAUACGAAUGUACAUAAUGUAUGGUGCCCUUGCUUUGUGAGCUAUGUCAAUAAAUUAUUGUGC
Messenger RNA from Zea mays, 1095 nucleotides. RefSeq lists its product as uncharacterized. The transcript is spliced from 7 exons. Bases 85 to 990 code for a protein of 301 amino acids. Lineage: Eukaryota; Viridiplantae; Streptophyta; Magnoliopsida; Poales; Poaceae. The record is from RefSeq and is marked predicted.